Anoplopoma fimbria (sablefish) is the source of this 4281-nucleotide messenger RNA. RefSeq names its product ring finger protein 169 (gene rnf169). Gene Ontology annotation, biological process: double-strand break repair. The record is from RefSeq and is a predicted model, not a curated record. Gene Ontology annotation, cellular component: site of double-strand break; nucleus. Gene Ontology annotation, molecular function: ubiquitin-protein transferase activity; nucleosome binding. Lineage: Eukaryota; Metazoa; Chordata; Actinopteri; Perciformes; Anoplopomatidae.
AUGGCGGCCGCAGGGUCCGCAGAACGGCCCGCUACUCCGGCCAGCAGCGACCGGCCCGGGCCCGCAGCGGGGUGCGGGGCCCGGGCCGCCGGAGGAGCAGCCGGAGGAGGAGCAGCCGGAGGAGCAGCCGGAGGAGCAGCAGGAGGAGGAGCAGCCGGAGGAGCAGGCGGAGGAGCAGCAGCGGAGGAGGAGCAGCCGGAGGAGCAGCCGGAGGAGCAGCCGGAGGAGCAGCCGGAGGAGCAGCCGGAGGAGCAGCGCAGCGUCCACCGGGCACAGACACGGAGGAGCCACCCGGAGAGGAGCAGCAGGGCGGCCAGGAGGGACGUUCACCGGGGAGGAGAGUGCUUCGUCUCUCCGGCUCUCAUCCCAAAAUGUUGUGACGUUGUAUCAGGACCACCCAGCAAACAGAAGCUGGCGUCUGAGGACAGAGACGAGGUGAAGAGGAGGAACUGUAAAGACGAGUCAGUCCGACAUGACGAAGAGCCAGGAGUUCUGUCGGACUCGGAGAACGAGGAGCCUUUCAGCAGGAGGAUCAGAAACAUCUCGGCCUUCAUCAGGAAAACCAAAAACUCUGCGGCCCUCUCAAGUGGUGCUCAGAGGAGUCAGAGCUGCAGCGAGCCGGUGGAGGACCGAGGACGGAAGACGAAGGUCGUCACACAGCCGGCCCUCAUGGACAGAGUGGGCAUCAGUCACAGCUUCACAGCAGGAAUCCUUCUCUCGUCGGAGAACAGCCGCUCCGUCUCGGCUCCCAUCACCGCCGACCGCCGCCUCGCCUGGAGAGCUGUCGUCUCGUCGACCCCAUGGGCGCCGCCCCCGCCCCGGCCCGAGCGCUCCAUCAGCCCCGAGAGCAAUGACAGCAUCUCUGAGGAGCUCAACCACUUCAAGCCCAUCGUCUGCUCGCCGUGCACGCCGCCCAAACGGCUGCCGGACGGCCGUCUGCUGGAGCCGACCAUCGUGAAGUCCACACCCAGGAACCUGACCCGCGGCCUGCAGAAGAACACCAGCUACGAGGCCAGUCCCGCCGUCCUGCAGAAGUGGAGGCAGAUCGAGCUGGACCGCCAGAGCCUCAAGGUGAACUCCAAGGCGACGCUGACGAGCCCCGUCAAUGAGCUCCACAACAGACCGGUGGGGGGGGACGCCAGGACCCGUCAGUCCCCGGCGGGACGCGGCGGAGACGGAGUCAGGAACGCCAACAAGAGGAGGCUGCUGUUCGAACCUCCAGCCGGAGACACGGACUGCUUCCAGAAACAGUCUGUGAGGAUCCGGGUCCCGGCCAUCCGCUACAGCAGCGAGUCCACUUUCAGAGGAAAUUCAGACUUUGAGCCGGCGGUCGGCGCUCCUGAAUCCGGCAGCGGUGGAGCGCUCUUUAGCCGAAAACAGUCGUUCUCGCCGCACACUAAGAACUCCGGUUUUCAGUCCUGUAAGUUAGUGCCAAAGGACUCACAGAGUCCGAGGAAGGAGUCCGACAGUGGCCUCCACAACCAGUCUACCUCAAGGAGGGGCAAGAAGCGGGAACAGAAGACCAAACACCUGGACUCGGAGCGGGACUCGGACCGGAAGAGGAGCCGGUCGGCCAGCCAGGAGGCCUUCGACGAGCGGUACGUCCGUCAGAUCCAGCAGGAGCGUCAGGACCGAGCCAUCGCCCUGAAGCUGCAGAGACAGUUCGACCUGGAGAACCAGACCGCCAGCCGCCGGAGGAGCCCCGACAAGUACUUCCUGCGGUCCUGGAUGUCCAACCAGAACCACCGCAGGAGGCGUGGCCUGAGGAGAUCCCGACGAAUCAACAAGAAGCACUAGAGAGUUCGUCUGCUGACUCGGCACAAAGACAGGAAGAGGUUCAUAUAUGCAAAGUGACGAAAGGUUUGAAUGUUUAACCGCAGUUUAAAAAGCCGUCGAGGAAAAGGACAUGAACUGAACAUUUAUUUUGAUCUUCUCACCAGCAAAUCACCAAAAAUUGAAUGAAAAUGAGCUGAAUUCUGAAAUCUGAACUCAUCACAUCGAACGGACAAAACAGAUUUAAAUCAAUCGACCAAAAAUCUAUAGACUCGUAAGAAAAAGAGAAUUGUUGCUGUAUAAACUGGAGGUCUGGGGUCUUCAGGGGUACCUGAGCUUCUGGGUUCUUCUGUGGCCACUUGGGGUUUGAGGGCUUUAAGGGGUUCCUUUAGGUCUGGGGUCUACAUGGGUUCUUGUGGUCUGGGGUCUUCAGGGGUUCCCGGAAAUCUGGGGUAUUAAGUGGUUUUCAGGGGCCACUGGAGGUUUGGGGUAAUCAGGGGUUCCUGUAGGUCUGGGGUCUUCAGGGGUUCCUGUAGGUCUGGGGUCUUCAGGGGUUCCUGUAGGUCUGGGGUCUUCAGGGGUUCCUGUAGGUCUGGGGUCUUCAGGGGUUCCUGUAGGUCUGGGGUCUUCAGGGGUUCCCGGAAGUCUGGGGUAUUAAGUGGUUUUCAGGGGCCACUGGAGGUCUGGGAUCUUCAAGGGUUCCUGUAGGUCUGGGGUCUUCAGGGCCCAGUAUCUCCUCCCACUAUGUUACUGGUCCAGCUCUGUGCUGACAGUCUUCCAGUCUGAACGUUUGUUGGACGUUUCUUCAGCCCUUUGACGCUCUGGAUUCUGGACUCGGCUCCGUGCCGCUGAGGCUCAUGGGUACUGUAGUAGACCAGUGUGGAUCAGGAGAGAGGAGUCGUGUGAUUGGACGAGGUGUGUUUGGGGUGAAAAUGUAAAGAAAAGCUUUAAAGGAAGAGUUUGUGUUUUACGUGUGAAGCAGCGUUCACAUUAAGAGUUCUGAUCCACGAGACAGAAGAUGAAAGAUGAAUAAACUCCACAGUCACACAUUCAUGAGAACCAGCUCUUUGUUAAGGACCGCAACGUAAACAUCUAUGAAUAACAACGUUCAUCGCCGUGGUAACGUGAGCCGUCGUCUGGGUUUCAGUCGUAUUAUUACGUUCUCAGAGAUCUCACGACCUUUCUCUGUUCUCUUCUGAACAUAAACAAACACUAAUAUAAAUAAUAUAUUUAGCAUCAACAUUAUCACGAUGUUUAACGCCGUUUAACGAUGUUUAACGUCGUUUAGCGAUGUUUAACGUCGUUUAGCGAUGUUUAACGAUGUUUAACGAUGUUUAACGAUGUUUAACGAUGUUUAACGUCGUUUAGCGAUGUUUAACGUCGUUUAGCGAUGGUUUAACGAUGUUUAACGAUGUUUAACGAUGUUUAACGCCGUUUAACAAUGUUUAACGUCGUUUAGCGAUGGUUUAACGAUGUUUAACGUCGUUUAACGUUGUUUAAUGAUGGUUUAACGAUGUUUAACGAUGUUUAACGUCGUUUAACGAUGUUUAACGAUGUGAUGAGGUUGAUCCUUCACAAUAAGGUUUAUCUCAAAGAUCUUCUGAGUUUUUUCUCUUAAUAUUCGAUACAAUCACGAUAAUGUGGACAAAUGUUAAACAAGGUGAGAGGAAUGAGAUGUAUUCAUCAAACGUAGUACAAAUACAUGAAUACUAACACAUAAAUGAGGAGUAGAAGUAGAACCUCAGUGUUAAAGUCUCUAUUUAUUCAGAAGAAAGACUUUCUGUCAAAACUCUAACUCUAAACCUAAAUCUGUGUUUAUAGAGAGUAGAAGAACAGGUUGAAGUAUUUCUACCACAAACUGGUGGUUUUACUUCAUGUAUUUAUAAAAGAAUCACUACAGAACGUUUCCUCCUGAAAUAUGGCGGUGCACAAGUAUUGGGUACAAGUACAUUAAACUUGCAGUACUUGUACUUUAAUGUGAAUGCGGCUUCACUGUAAAUCAUUUCUUUAACAUUCCUGCAGUUUUUAGAUUUGUGUUUGAAUCAUGUUGAGACACUUCAGUCAGGAGGAGUGGACUUCUUUAGAUCUGUGAGAGGAGUGUUAUUGUUAUUGUUAUUAUUAUUAGUUAUAUUAUUAUUAUUGUGUGUUACUGAGUUUCCAGUGUUUCUCUUCAGAGACUCUGAGGGCUUUUUUUUAAACUCUCAAACACAGAUAUGCAGAUUUUGUAUUGUUCUAAAGUCGCUGAGUGCCAAAUGAUCAGAGAGCUUCUUCAUAAUUCAUAUUCAGAAGUUCUGUGUGAGAGGAGAUCUGAAACAAGAAACCUACGAGACCUGAGACAACCUGUGUCCUGUCUUCUUCUUCUUCUUCUUCUUCUUCUUCUUCUUCUUCUUCAGGAAGUAUUAAAUAUAUAUAUAUAUAUAUAAGUGUACAACAAUAUAUAAGUGUAGAUAAUAAUAAUAAUGAUUAUGAUAAAUGGGAUCUACGAUAUAGUGUGUAAAAAUGAAUAAA